This is a messenger RNA of Limulus polyphemus (Atlantic horseshoe crab), 1807 nucleotides long. Its product is annotated as caprin-1-like. Gene Ontology annotation, cellular component: cytoplasm. The record is from RefSeq and is a predicted model, not a curated record. The transcript has 8 exons. The annotation marks the transcript as partial. NCBI's taxonomy places the organism in Eukaryota, Metazoa, Arthropoda, Merostomata, Xiphosura, Limulidae. Gene Ontology annotation, molecular function: RNA binding.
ACCUGAUGAUAAUAUUGUACAGUGUAAAACUGGUUUGACAGAUGAGUCAGGUUAAAUAGAACACAUUCCUGAUAGUGUUUUAAUGAAGACCUGAUGAUAAUAUUGUACAGUGUAAAACUGGUUUGACAGAUGAGUCAGGUUAAAUAGAACACAUUCCUGAUAGUGUUUUAAUGAAGACCUGAUGACAAUAUUGUACAGUGUAAAACUGUUUUGACAAAUGAGUCAGGUUAAAUAAAACACAUUCCUGACAGUGUUUUAAUGAAGACCUGAUGACAGCAUUGUACAGUGUAAAACUGUUUUGACAGAUGACUCAGGUUAAAUAGAACACAUUCCUGAUAGUGUUUUAAUCAAGACCUGAUGACAGUAUUGUACAGUGUAAAACUGUUUUGACAAAUGAGUCAGGUUAAAUAAAACACAUUCCUGACAGUGUUUUAAUGAAGACCUGAUGACAGCAUUGUACAGUGUAAAACUGUUUUGACAGAUGACUCAGGUUAUAUAGAACACAUUCCUGAUAGUGUUUUAAUGAAGACCUGAUGACAGUAUUGUAUGAUUUGUUUGUAGGCUACUAAACAUCAAAAGAAAGUGGCAAAAAAAGAACAGAUUGAGAAACAUCAAGAGGAUCUCAGAAUUUUGAAAGACGUUCUUCUCGUGCAAGAUAUAUUAAACAGAAUGGGCACUGAAAAUGUUCGGAAAGACUUUCUGUUAGGUUCUAAUAAAGCACUUGAACUGAGUGAAAAGGACUUGAGGAACUUGGAUGAGCUCUUCAAAUUAGUAUCACCCAAGAGAGAGACUAAAGAAGAAGUUGCAUCAUUUGAGGAGCAGUUAGACAUGGCUGCAGAACACUUGAUAAAUUUGGUUGAAGGGAAAAGCAGAGAAGUUCUUGGAACAACUUACAAAUUUAUGAAAGAGCUUUUGCUAAAAAUCAAUGAGUCUGGCUACUUUGAUCCUUCGUGUGAAGCUUCUAUAGAGAAUCGUAGGGAGUAUGAGUGUUGUGAUAGUGAUAAGUAUAUCAGAGAAGAGAAUGAAAAAGCAGAACUGGAAGUAGAAGUAACCACCACAGAAAAUAUCCAGGUCUGUCCCAAUCAACCAGAAUCGCCAACUGAAGCUUAUGAUAAAGGGGUUCUGGUAGUGUAUCCAACUUCAUAUUCCAACAGUAAACAUCUCCAGGAAAUUUUGGAUGAACAUGGAAACUUGAACUUUUUUCCAGAAUCACAAACAGAUCUUGAAUCUCCCCACAUAGACCCUGCUUUUUUAGUAACCUACCCCAUGGCUCCAACUCCCUACCAGUAUCCUACUGGGGUAGAUAGCUCUCAUCAGCAAGUUGCUGUUGUGUUAUCUGAAUAUGAUCCAGCCCAACCAAUUCCCACACAGACAUUCAUUAAUCAGAACUACCCUUCAAUACAGAGCUUGUUGGACCCAACUGAUUCUGUUAAACUAAAUCUGGCCAUGGCAUCUUCAAGCAGAGCAAUCACCCCGUCAUCAACUAGAGUUACAAAUGCUAACAACCAGCCAGACGUACGAUAUCCAUGUGCUCCUGUUCGAGGCUCUCGGACUUCUGGUGGUGGACAGGAUGAAGGAGGUUCAAUCUUUUCAUCAGAUAUUAAAUACCAAGAAAAGUAUUCACAAGUGAGAGGUUCUAACUUUGGUGGUCGAGGACGAGAAGGUUACAGCAGAAGCCGUGGUAGCUACAGCAGUGAUAAACAUACAGCUGGCUAUCGUGGACUGAAUAAAUUCAACAAUCAUUAUGGUUAUAGUAGCAACUUCAGACAAGAUGGAAGACAAGGUGGCUUUGCAGGAAACAGACCUU